AUGCUCGAUCUGAAAUCCGUACCACCUCAGAUUCGUGGGAUGAUGCCUUUGAGUGUUCUGAAGAUUCCUGUAUUAAGAUGGGCUCCUGAACAACGGUGCUUUGACAUGCAGCCUGGCGAACUGUACAAUCGUCCACCAACAACAAAAGGCAUCAUCCAACGAAUCUGGGGUUUCAAGUGGGGUGCGCCUAUCCGGUGUCGUAGAUUACGGUUGAAUAGAAAUUGGAAGUGGAAAUUCUCCAUGAGGUUUCUAUUGUGCAUUUUAUUUUCUGCGUUUCUAAUAACUACAGUGCAAUCUUUGAUCGCCCAAGUUGUCUACGAUCCGAUAACAUGCGGUCUACCUGGACGUGGCUUCAAGGGUAAAUUGAGAACAGAAAAAAGAAAAGUCGUUGGAAAUGAUGUAAACAAGAUUGUGAAGAGAGACAUUGAUAAAGACUAUUCUGCGGACUAUAGUCCUACUGCUGGCGAUGAGACCGAAGAGGACGAGAACGAUCCGAUGCGAACAAAGGUGAUGGGAGGUGAGAGAGCUGCGAAGGAUGAACUGCCGUGGGCUGCGAUUAUUCUGUUUAGGGCGAACAUAUCAUGUGGUGCGACGCUUAUAUCAAGGCGGCACGUAAUCACAGCUGCUCAUUGUUUCGUGAAGAACCCGAAUGGCACUGUAAGCCUUAAAAACAUGCGUUCUGAGGAAGACGUUCUGGCUGACAUCAUUGUUGGGGUCGGUGGUACUUGUCUGAAACCCGACAAAAAAUACAAAUGUGGUGAAGAAGAUAAUAUUCUCGGGAUCCGCGCUAAAAGAAUAUCUUAUAGAAGUUAUUUCGAGUAUGGAAGUGACUUUACACAUGACUUCGCUAUUCUUGAGCUAACUCGUGACGUUCCUGAACAUAUCCAUCAUAUUUGUCUUCCUCACAUGAACAAGAAGAUCGAUAUAGGUGAUCCAUCGUUAAGAAUGAGCUCAUUUGGAUGGGGCCAGGACGCAAUAACAAAUCUCAGUUCGGUACCAUUCCUCAAGAAAGUGAUGUUAGGUGUGAAAAUGACUGAAAAGGAAUGCAAAAAAAUCUUCCCCGAAAAGUUGGAUGACACUUUCUGCACAGUUGAACGUAAAGACAGUGGCCCUUGCGAAGGCGAUAGUGGUACUGGAAUUACAGCAAAAAUAGGCAUCAAAACAUAUCUUCUUGGAGUACUGACUUAUGGAACUGAUUGCAAAAAAUUGGUAAGCGGCGGAGAAAAACCAGAAGCUCAGCUCAGCACGGACGUUACUAAGUAUGCUGCUCUAAUCGAUAGAGCUCUGUCUUCAAAGUGUCUGUGCGGUGUGUCGCUGUCGACAAGCCGAAUUCUCUUGAAUAUUUUUCUUGCAAUAAAUAAUUUCGCUCGAUGA
This is a messenger RNA of Necator americanus (New World hookworm), 1374 nucleotides long. RefSeq lists its product as uncharacterized. Bases 1 to 1374 code for a protein of 457 amino acids. Lineage: Eukaryota; Metazoa; Nematoda; Chromadorea; Rhabditida; Ancylostomatidae. The record is from RefSeq and is a predicted model, not a curated record. The transcript is spliced from 16 exons. Gene Ontology annotation, biological process: proteolysis. Gene Ontology annotation, molecular function: serine-type endopeptidase activity.